ACUUGCAACAUAGCGGUAACCGCAAAAGUCAUCUCAAAUAAAGCAAGUAACGAAUAUUCUUGGAAAAAAGCUGGCAAUACACGUUAGAAUAUGCGCUGUUAAUUGUUAUUUUUAUGCGGUGUGGAAGAUGGCGGCGUUUGUUUGACAUGCAAACGACCGAUGCUCAAAAUGUGCCAGUUUACCAAAGUGAUAAGUUUGUUAGGAAGAAACAUCGAUAAGCAAUGUCACAAUCAUUUCGAGUGUGCCAGUCGAAAAUUUGUUUUGUAGCUAGAAGUUAUAGUAGUCAAAGAUAUCAGCAGAAUCAUUACGAAACUUUAAAAGUUCCACACAAUGCAUCACAGAAAGACAUCAAGCAAGCCUUUUUCAAAUUAUCAAAGCAAUUACAUCCCGAUACCAGUGGAAGAUACAGUCACACUGAUUUUGUGAAGCUGAAUGAAGCUUAUUCAGUGUUGGGGAAAGCAAAUACAAGACGCAGAUAUGAUCAAAGUCUGGACAUGAUGAAGUAUACGUACAAUCCAUAUACACAUGAUUACUCACACAAUAGGCAAUAUGGGAGUCGAUGGGAAUAUGAGGUACGUACAGCAGGAGGACAAUGGCCACCGCCUGAGCAAAAAUCAAAGCCAGCUAUUGGGCUCGUGAUUGCUCUUUUGUUUUUUGGAAUGGGAUUGUUUCAGCUGUUUUUUAUGCUGCACUCGAUGAAGGUGAGAAAACUUAAUCAAUUACGAAGUAUGCGAUUAGAACAUCAAUAUAAAAAAAUGCAAAGAGUGGUGUAUAACCAGAAGAAUAACAUAGAUCAACUAGAUGCAACAAAUUUUGACAAGUUCGUCACUGAAGAUAAUAGUAAAUAUUAGUCAAUAUUUCGUCAGAAGUUGCAUUAAAAGAGAUAUAAUUGUA
This is a messenger RNA of Harpegnathos saltator (Jerdon's jumping ant), 894 nucleotides long. RefSeq names its product dnaJ homolog subfamily C member 4. The record is from RefSeq and is a predicted model, not a curated record. Lineage: Eukaryota; Metazoa; Arthropoda; Insecta; Hymenoptera; Formicidae. The coding region runs from base 222 to 851 and encodes 209 amino acids. The transcript is spliced from 4 exons.